AUGGCCAAGUAUCUAGAGAAAGUUCGAAAGAACUUGGAAAAGUUCGAUUAUUUCAAAAUUGAGCAAAUCCCAAGAGAACAAAACUCUAACAACGAUGCCUUAGCAAAACUGGCCUCGCAAAAUGACUUGGAUGAACUAAACUUGGUUCCAGUGGAAAUGUUAAACGAGCCAAGUAUAUGCGAAGAGGAAGAUGUCGAGAUGAUAGAUAGCUUGCUCACGUGGAUGACUCCCAUAAUCAACUAUCUACUCAAUGGAAAAUUUCCAACUGACAAGAACGAGGCACGAAAACUCCUGUAUUCAAUGCCUCGCUACACGAUAGUAGAUGGCAAGUUGUACAGAAGGGGUUAUUCAAUGCCUAUCCUUCAGUGUGUUCUUCCUGCAGAAGCAAACGAGAUCAUCAGGGAAAUUCAUGAAGGCUUUUGCGGAGAUCAGUCAGAACUGAGGAUGAUGACCUUGCCUCAUCCAUUUGCAAUAUGGGGGAUUGACUUGAUUGGGGCACUUCCCACAAGGCGAGGAGGAGACAAGUACGCAGUGGUGGCUAUCGAUUUCUUUACUAUUGGACCGAGGCCUCAGGCAAAUGGACAAGUGGAAUCUGCUAACAAGACCUUGAAGGAUACUAUCAAGAAGAAAUUAGACGUUGGUAAGGGUAGAUGGGUCGACGAACUACCUCAAGUACUUUGGGCUCAUAGGACAACUGAGAAGACAGCAACGAGAUAUACUCCAUUCUCCAUACCAACACCGAGUAACAAGAUACUUCAACAAAAAGGUGAAAAAGAGGCUUUUCAACAUUGGAGAAUUGGUGCUAAGGCGAGUGUUUACAAAUACGAGAGACGCAUUUGCAAGAGUAUUCAACCCAAACUGGGAGGGUCCUUAUGUGAUCAAAGCGGUAGUAGGAACCGGGGUUUACAAAUUGGCUCGGCUAAAUGGCUCACUGAUAAAGAACUACUAGAAACUGAAAUAUUUGCGAUCUUACUACUAUUAAAUUGA
Molecule: messenger RNA, 987 nt
Organism: Cannabis sativa
Lineage: Eukaryota; Viridiplantae; Streptophyta; Magnoliopsida; Rosales; Cannabaceae
Exons: 4
Coding region: 1-987 (328 amino acids)
Molecular function (GO): nucleic acid binding
Source: RefSeq, a predicted model, not a curated record